GAAUAGAAUGAAGAAAACUCAGAAUUGAAUAAACACUCAGAUUGAUCAGAUUUUCUUAUUAAUAACAAUUGUUCGUUUUCUUGAUAAGUUUUGCUUUUCGUAUUUUAAUUGUUGUUCAUUUUGUUGAAUUAAUCAGACCAAAAUGAAGAGUCUCAUCAUCUUUACAGUUCUUACAUUGACUUCGUUACUCUUACUUGCCGACGCUGACCCAGUUUCUCGUGUUCGUAGACAACUAUUUCCUUUGUUUGCCGCUUCGACAAGUUCAUCUUCGAGCAGUACUACUGGUACAAACAGCGCUGGUGCUGGUGCUGGUUCUAGUGCUGGUUCUGGUUCAUUUGGUAUGCCCUGGUUUGGAUCACUUCCUUCACCUUCUAACUUUCAACUACCGAAAAACAUUUUUCCCAAUCCCGAUGAAGUGAGACAACGAGCUCAAGAUUAUAUCUCAGGUGUAGGCAAACAAAUCCAAAAUCAAGCUCUCCAGAGCAUCGACAGAUUGAAAUCAGUGGUUAAUUGCACACUAACUGAGAACAGAUCGGAAACCGUUGAUAUAAAUGGACAGGCAGUUAAUCAAACAUUCAGAAGUUGUAUUUCCAAUGGACCAGGAUCUGUGGCAACAUCAGUAUCUUCAUCUUCUGUACCAGUAAAUGAUAAAAUAUAAAUGUAUUCAAGACCUAAACUGAUAAUGUAUUGAUAUUUUCGUGGAACUGAGCACAUAAUGAAUAUGAAUAAAAUCACAAUUUUUUAAAAGCUUCA
Panonychus citri (citrus red mite) is the source of this 753-nucleotide messenger RNA. RefSeq lists its product as uncharacterized. The transcript has 3 exons. The record is from RefSeq and is a predicted model, not a curated record. Bases 143 to 658 code for a protein of 171 amino acids. NCBI's taxonomy places the organism in Eukaryota, Metazoa, Arthropoda, Arachnida, Trombidiformes, Tetranychidae.